Molecule: messenger RNA, 1482 nt
Organism: Zingiber officinale
Lineage: Eukaryota; Viridiplantae; Streptophyta; Magnoliopsida; Zingiberales; Zingiberaceae
Product: casein kinase II subunit alpha-1-like
Exons: 5
Coding region: 1-321 (106 amino acids)
Biological process (GO): protein phosphorylation
Cellular component (GO): protein kinase CK2 complex; nucleus; cytosol
Molecular function (GO): protein serine/threonine kinase activity
Source: RefSeq, a predicted model, not a curated record
AUGCACAUACAGGUUCUUGGUACUGAUGAACUAGCCCCCGGGGCUAUGUUUUUUGGUACUGAUGAACUAAAUGUGUACCUAAACAAGUAUCGACUAGAGCUUGAUCCACAGCUUGAUGCUCUCGUUGGAAGGCACAGCAGAAAACCAUGGUCUAAAUUCAUUAAUGCUGACAAUCAACACCUUGUUUCUCCAGAGGCAAUAGAUUUUCUUGAUAAACUCCUGCGAUACGUUCAUCAGGAUAGGCUCACUGCACGAGAAGCAAUGGUAUCAUCUGAAUUUAUGUUCAUUUACUACAGUCCUUUCCUUGUAUCAUUAAAAUAGCUGGGGCUAAGAUAAUUUUAAGCCAUCACCCCCUGAAAUAUGAUAAAGAAUGAAGCUUUAGUUAUAGAAGGGUAGUUAAGGAUGGAUUGACAUGUUCAAGGGUUAUUCAGAAUUUCUUGGUCAUCUGUGUCCUCAAUUUGAAGUACACUUCAGAGAUCUGAAAGAACUGGCCAAAUGCUUUAUCAUUAUUCAUUGUUAUAGAUGCCCUGAACUCUGGCAAGCAAACAACCACAAUAUACAUAUACAUAUUUUAGAGAAAAGUCAUGUGAGAUUGGCAGUAACAUGCUCAAUAUAUCCAUAUUUUCUUCAAGUAAGAGCAGCAGAGAAUAGUAGGAUGCGGAUCCAGUAAAAGUGUCAUGCGGACUAGUUGAAAGGGAAUUUGGGUUGUAGAUUAUUCAGAUUAUGACAUUGCGUUGGAGCAUCUUUUAUCAUGACCCCCAAGCACUCGGAUGGCGUGUGUAGUUCUCUCUUUCAUGCCACUGAUUUAAUUGUGUUGGUGUCUGAGUUUUGUUUAGAGGUGACAAAAUAUUCUAUCUUUCGUAGCAUCACGAACAACUUUGUUUGGCUAUGCAAUAGUUUAGUUUGGUAUGCCAAAAAUGAAGAGAAGUAAAUACCUAAUAUCUAGUUAAUCAACAAAAUAAUCUCUUUGUUAAGUAGCCCAAUAGCAAAGAGGAUAAAUAUAAUGGCUGUGCCAUUAAGUUGAUACACGAUAUGGUUGGUCAAAACAGAACUUCAGAAUGGAGAACCUAGAACUCUAUUAUUUUCUAUUUUAAGGUCAUGAUAACUUUUUGAUUAGUUCUGCGUGCUUAUUGUUUUACAACUUUUACAAAAGGUAGAUCCGCUACCUUAGCGGCCCCCCUAGUGCCGGCCCCACGGAUAUGGAGGGAGGUUCAUGCAGGUACACAGGCCAUAGGCGCAUGGCGGGGUAAACCUCAGGUCGUCAGUUCCUGAGAAUCGACCCCUGGCCAUUACGCCAGAGAUACCAUGCGCCCACCGUCUGUGCUACGCCCUGGGGGCUGUUUUACAACUUUUACAGUUUUGUCUAAUCGGUGCCUUGAUAGCAUCAUUCCUGUCUGGGGCUGUUUGACUCCAACACCAAGUAUUUUUUUCCUAAUUUUAAUAUUUUGAAAUGAUAAAUUUUAAGUGUUAUUUAACAUGUUC